Messenger RNA from Phlebotomus papatasi, 2181 nucleotides. RefSeq lists its product as uncharacterized. Gene Ontology annotation, biological process: regulation of transcription by RNA polymerase II. Lineage: Eukaryota; Metazoa; Arthropoda; Insecta; Diptera; Psychodidae. The transcript is spliced from 5 exons. Gene Ontology annotation, molecular function: DNA binding; DNA-binding transcription factor activity, RNA polymerase II-specific. Bases 375 to 1841 code for a protein of 488 amino acids. The record is from RefSeq and is a predicted model, not a curated record.
AGUUUUGCCAGAGCCACGGCCUUGUUAGCACGCUCUUAUCAUCCCCUAUUAACUAGGCGCCUGUUUGUUGCUCAUUUACCACUCGAAUGUACAACAUUCCAGCGUUGUGUAUGCAAUCCGGACGCGACACGCGCUAUAAUUUGGUGUAAACAUUCCUCCCACACUUCAGGGGGAUGUUGGGUAUUUUUGCAUGAAAUGAGCGUGAAAACAGUGAUAAGCAAUUGACCUAUAUUUAAGCUCCAGUUCGCGGAAAAAAAGUAUCUGGAGGUGUGUGACAAAUGAGGUGGAAUUUUGGUGACAUCAGGUGAACCGAUCUCUGGGAUAAUUAUAGUCCAUGCUGACAUGGUGAUUGUGCGAGGAUCGAAAGUGUGAAUAUGUCCACGGCUUUCCUCGUCGAUAACAUCCUCAAUGACAAGGACGAUCAGCCGGAUUCGCUGGUGUCGGAUACUGAAUCGGAGAGUACGUCGACAGACCUGAAAGACUCUCUGUGUGACUCACCCACUCGUUCAGAGAUGCAGUUGAGUCAGCAGCCUGAGGAGCGUCUCAGUCUGCCCGAGGAUCUCCUCAGGACCUACACAAUGCUCAAUGGGCGGAUGACCAUUGAGGUCUGUUGCGCCAAAUGUGGUCACUUCACGCGGCGCUCCAUGGACAGUGAUGUGGAAUUUAAGUGUGAGAAGUGCGGCGCGGCGGAGUUUGUCAAUGACAAAGAGACCAUCCUCAAGGAAACCGCUAAGCCGGUGCUUAAGUUUAGUGUAUCUGCGAUCUUAGGUGAUAAGAAGGACUGUGUCAAAGUUAGAAAUGAAUUCAUCCAACCGCAUAUCUGGCCUUACAUUCAACAUAAUUUAAUCCACCACAACCAAUUAGCAAAUCCCGGCUUCCUCGUGAAUGGCAAUCAGCAGCAGCAUAUCGUGGUGGGUGGCGAGGGAGACCCUCACCAGUUGACCCACGCCCCACCGCAUCAGAAUGGGCUUCAGCAUCCGACCAAUGGAACGGAUGGGGAUGAAGCGCGCCUUCAGCAUUCACGCGACAACAAAGUCAUCGCGAAGCCGCUGGCUAGUCGUCCGGCACCCUUCCUUCACCAUGGCCUCAACCACCCGCACUUGCACUCCCUUCUGGCACACUGUCGAAAUCCCUACAUGGGAGGUGGCAGUGGUCCCCAGGUGUUUCCCCUACCUCCGGGUCAGGGUUUCCCGUGGGCACACUCCACACGAGGAAAGCCACGACGGGGGAUGAUGCGGAGAGCAGUGUUUUCAGACUCUCAGCGGAAGGGCCUCGAAAAGCGAUUUCAGAUGCAGAAGUACAUCAGUAAACCGGACAGGAAAAAAUUGGCUGAACGUUUGGGACUCAAAGAUUCUCAGGUGAAAAUUUGGUUCCAGAAUCGUCGAAUGAAAUGGCGCAAUUCAAAGGAGCGGGAGUUACUGGCCAGUGGUGGUUCUCGGGAUCAGACGCUGCCCAACAAGAACAACCCCAAUCCCGAUCUUUCCGAUGCUCGUUGCGAUCGCACAAACUCUCUGUCUCCACCUUCCUCACCCCUCGACGCCACUCACCAGGCAUCCCCACCAAAGGCUCCCAUUGGAGAUGCUCUGAAGCCCAAAUUCGAGAUGGCUCCGAAAUCUCCAGCCACAGAUUCCGGUGAUGGGUUUAAGUUUGAUUUUGGGGAAGAGAGUCGUCAGCAGAGACCUCAAGUUUUUGGUGGAUUCUAUGAGCAGGGCGAUGGAUCAGGAUACAAUGGAUCAGCACCUGCUCUCUCCGAAGCUGGUGAUGACAAGACCAAGAUGUCCUCCUUCUACGAUGAGUAUGAAUCCCAUUCCGACAGCGACGAAGAGAUUAAUGUAACGUGACUGACUUAAGACUUAAUCCAGAAAAAAAGUGUGUUUUCUUGCGUGGAAAUUGGAAUUCUUUGCACAAUACUUGCUUAAGACGUUACCUCUGAUCUUUGACAUUAUACCAAAUACCAUUUCCAAAUGAAAGCUCAUUCAAUCUUAUUUGUGGGAAAAUUAUGGAAAAAAAUGUAAUAAGAAAUUCCCACGAAAAUUUUAGCCCCAGAGAUAAUAAAAGACAGCCAAAGUAGAGAUUUGUAGGAAGGAAAACAUCGAACAUUUAACAGUUUAUUUUGUACAUAAUGGAAAAAUAUAUAUUAUCAAUGUGUCUUGUAAAUAAAGAAAUGAAAUAAAUGUACAA